Molecule: messenger RNA, 15231 nt
Organism: Lymnaea stagnalis (great pond snail)
Lineage: Eukaryota; Metazoa; Mollusca; Gastropoda; Lymnaeidae
Source: the annotation of a GenBank genome assembly
ACAAAAUCGAUGAAAGUAGUCUUGUGUGAUUCAAUAAUAUAGUUGGCAUCUGGUACAGUCGCUACCGUUGCUUGCUAUCGCGAUAACAUCAUAUUGAUAUUGAAUUUGCAGAAAAUUCUAUACGUAAGUGGAACUAUAUUAAUAGAUCUAGGUCGUAUUAAUUUACUAUAAAUGAAAAUGUGUGUUAAGUUAUAUUUAUAUAAGAUAAUUUAAAUUUAAUUAAUAAUGAAACAUUGAAUUAAAAGAAAAGUAUCAUUGUAUGUAUCAUAGAUUUCAUAGUCAUGUAUAGAAGUAGAAGAAUGUAAAUGAUGUUUGUUUAAGUUCUAUCUACUAAGAUUUUAAGAAUUAGAAGUCUAAGUCUAAUGAUUAAUCCAAAUCAGUAACAAUAAUCUAAAAUGAUGUCAGACUUAUCAACUCUACUGAUGAUUUCAUAAUUAAAUUAAUGACAAUUAGUUUGGUAAAUUCACAGAAGAGAUGCCAUGUUUUUUUUUCCAAUCGCCACCAUCUAGGUUGACAAGACCAGUUAAUUCUGUCACUAAAUCUAAGUAAAUAUAUCCCUAAUCCUAAACUGAACCCUAAAUGUAUCUCUAAACCUAACCUUAACCCUAAACUAAAUGUAUCCCUAAACUUAAACCUAAUCUGAACUGAACCCUAAAUGUAUCCCUAAACCUAACCUGAACCCUAAUUAGGCUAAUUCAUGGCAACUUCAUUAAAUGCGCAAAUUACGUCGAGGCAUCCCAUCCUAGGUUUAGCCAUUAUUUCAAUUAGUAUCGAGUAUUAGUAUUGGCAUGGAUAGGGCUAUUUUGAUUACGAAGUGGCUAUUCGGACCCAGUAUCAGAAGUGAGAGGUUGAAUUUUCUAAAAAUGUUAAAAUUACUAUUGUUGGGUUUUAAGAAAAAAAAUGGUAUCAAAUGAAAGAUAAUUGAAUGGACUAUACGUUUAUAAACUUACUUCUUCAGUUUAACUAAAAUAAACUACCACAAAUGACGUUGGAAUAGCAUUUAGUCUGAUGGGACUAGGGCACGCAUGGCCGCUAUUCAGCCCCGGGUCACUUUAGACUAAAUGCUAUUCAGAUAUAGCUGCAGCGUUUUGAUUAAUCUAAGUCUAGGCCUAUGCCAAUGCCUAUAUUAUAUACAGAAAUUUUAAAUUGAUUAAAUUUAAAUAUUGUGGAUUGCUCGAUUGCCAUAAAAGAUGUAUCAUAUUAAAGGGCUGGUAACACUAUAAGUAUAAGCUUCCCAAAAACAUAAAUUUAAUCUUGCUAUCUUUAAUAGAAGUUGAGUUGUAAUUUUUUUUUUAAUGAAUUUUUAAAUCCCUUUGCCCUCUAUAUAAUCUAUAUAUUUUACCUCAAACACUUGUGACCUACAUUUCAAAUUUCUGCACAAAACUUUUUUGUCUACAACAUUUUUAUUUUUAAAUAUAAUUGCACCAAAUUUUUAGGAGAUAUUCACAAUUUAAUAUACAACACAGAGAAUAGCAAAACUUCAACAUUAUAUCAAGAAAUUAUAUUUUGGAAUCUACAUUCAAAAGCGCCUCAUUGUCAAUGGAAGGAAUUCCACAAAGUUCUUCAAUAUAAAAUUUAAAUUUUCUCAUGUAAAGCAAUUAUUUAAACACAAAUUUGACAAAGUAUGCAGUUUUUCAAAAAAUACUGUGUAGCUAUAUCCAUAUUAUAGAACAAGCUUGAUCAACAUUUUGCUACAUAUGCAGUACAGUGCACAGUGGAGUAUCAAUAUACCUACUAUACUGUAUGUGACUGGGUGGCCAAAUGGUCUAAACUGAGCAAACCUCAAGUUGGUGGUCUGGUGUUCAAUUCCAGCCAAAACAUCACCCCGGGUGGAUGAGACUCGUUAACCUUGGUCGGCAACUCAUCUAAGAGAAGGAAACUCUGAAUUCAAUCCCGGAGUUGGAGUCCCGUAAGGCGCAAACAAUUCCUGCAACUGAACCCAUCCCUGUUCGUCUUGACGUAGAGUCUUGCCACUGGAUAUGGUGGGCUUGGACGAGAGAGUGAGGUAGACGCCGCGCAACUCUUCUUCACUUUAAACAAAAGUCACCCGAGCAAGUCAUCAGUCACCAGUCACCAGAUGAAUCGAUGGUCCUCGUCGAUCCUUGACGGACGAACAACUAUACUGUAUAGUCUAGUAUUAUACUAUAUCAUGUGGAGAAAGGGUAGACCAUUAAUCAAUUUAAUAGCUAAUGGCCUUAUUAAAAUAACUGAACUGAAGGAUGCAGACUGUCCCCUCAGAUUUCCAACAAACAUCUAUAAUUCAAACCUUGUUGAGCAUAGAGAUAGACCUUAAUCUAAUCACUACUAAGAAAUGUGGACCUCCCUUGGAAAAGUCAAGUCAAAGCAACCAGUGACUCCACAAAGGAGUGUGCCAUAGUUAAGAGAUGUGUGUACCAAUUCCAUUAAGGGCAAUGAAGGCUAACAACAUUCAAGUGUCAAUACUUGAUAAUAGGUGACAGGGGAAGCAGCUCAUUUGGAAAUGGCCUUUGUAAACCUGUUCAUGAGUUGACAUAAUAUACUUCUUUUUUAAAAACUAAUUCUAUCAGUCUAAAAUACUUGUUUUAAAAGAAAUAGUAAUAAUAAUUAGCUAUAAUAGUACUAAGGAAUCCACUGCUAUCUUACUGGGAACACUGCUGUUACAUGUAUUCAAAGUUGAGUAAAUAAAUAUACCCAAAAUACACACAUUUCAUAGACAAAAUUGUGGCUAGUAUAAAGGAAACCGUCCCAUUACCUGAAAACUGUGUUGGGAAUGUAUUGAGUCUGGAUGGCACAAUGGCAAGUUUUGCAACGGCUGCGUCCACAUGGCUCUAUCCCAAAGUGGGAGGGGGCAGUGCGGAUGCACAUGGGGAUCUUGAUGAUUUUUAUCCCUUCUGAAAACAAUUAGAGACAGCGAAGAGAAAAUGUUGUGGGUGUCGGGAUCAGUGAGGAGAAAAGCAUGGUUUUUAAGAAAAACUUGUUUGACUAUGAGAUUGUGAGGAUAUUUUAGAAUAAGUUUGGAUCUGUCGCCAUUGUCACUCGAACAAGACCUGAAAGCAUGAGUAAUAUUUUUAAACUGUUAAAGGGAAGAUGAAAGUACUGUCUCUGGGAAGGACCUACAACGUAAAUAGUCAAUCAUCUGAAGAGCCUUGUCCCAAAAGUUAUCCGACUAGCAAAGAAGACAAAGUAGUUUAGAAGAGAAAAUAGAGUCUUUACAAAAUUUAGGGGUGGGGGGGGUGAUUAGAGUAAAUAGCUGUGGCUGUCUGUUGGUUUAAAGUAGGUGGAGCUGAGUAGGCUGUCUUUGGGAAGUUUGAUCUAUGUCCAAAUGUUACCAGUGAUGUGAAUUUAAUGGAGGGGUCAAAAGAGCCUAGAAAGUUGAUGAAAAGGAUAAGUUCACUCCUUUCCAUGGUGGUGACCGCAAUACCAUCAUGGAUAUAACUUUGUCAAAUUCAGGGAGGCGCCGGUGUAGUUUCUCUCUAACAUGUGUUUGAACUUUCCUAUAAACAAACAUCCAUAGCUGGGUCCCAUUUUAGUUCCCAUAGCAACACCGCUGAUUUGGUCAAAGAUUAGGCAUUUAACUCAAACAAAUUGCAGGUGAGAACAAGUUCAGCCAUUUAGAGGAGGGUGUUAGAAGGUAUAGAUGGAUGGGGCUUACUCUCGCGAAAGAAUUGUAAAGCUAAGAUACAGUCAGUAUAAGGGAUUGAAGUAAAUAAUGAACAUACAAAAAGCAGAAAUAGAUAAUUUUUGGAUAAUAAUGGGCAGUCAAGCUACAAUGUAUUAAAGUAACAUUGUUAAUGUUCUAAGCCUGUGGUUAAAUAAACAAAACAUGACAUAUCAAAGUAAUUUGAAGAGUUGGUUUUAUCAUAUUGACAUCUCAGGAAAAACUUGUAAUGUUAUUUGGUGUCCCCUUUCUCAUUGUAUAAACAUCAAAGAUGUCCGUACAUUUUAUAUAGUCUUUGUUGUUGUGAUAACUGGUCAGUUAUUGUUGUUCUAUUGCAUAAACAUGUUUGUUAGUGUCAUGUGUAAUUAUGGUAUCAUUCAUAUCUAUUACCCGCAUUUGUCUUUUUUGUCACAGUUAGUCAGUUAGUGCUAAUCGUUGACUAAUAUUUUUUUUAAAAAAAAAAGAAAUUUCAAAAUGCCUUUGCUUUUAUCAAAAACUUUAGUUUGUAAUAUAUGAUUCUGUUCAUUUAUUUCUCAAAAAAUUGUUUAGGCUAUGACAACAUCUAAUUUGAAUGCUGGAUCCAGGUACCUUAAUGAUAAAUUAAGAGUAGUAAUCAUUCAUUGGAAAUGGGUUUAUUAGUUACUCUUAGUGUGGGUUUACUUUUUAUAUAGUUAUUCCCACAUGCUUUUUUCCCCAGAUGUUUUGCAUUAUGGAGUGAUAUGCAAGAACCUUUUAAUUUUCAUGUUCUUAAUUUUUUUGUAGUAUGAUGUAAAAUAAGGCUUAUGUGGAAGGCAUGCAUUAAUCUAUUAUAGGUGGACAAAAUAUUGUUACAUUUCACAAUCAUAAGCCUGACCAUUAACAAAUCUCUUUAGAUAAAAAUGCAUUUAGUCAUCAAUCAAGUGUAAGUUGUUAUUUCUAUAUGAUCAUUGUUAUUCUAGGUUAUAAAGUUUCAAUGCUAGCUUCUCAUGAAAAUGUUCUUUAAAAUGAAGUAGUCAAGCUUAACAUUAAUCAGUUGUGCUUGUAGUUGUACACUAUGCCCCAGAACUGUAAUGUUUGUAUUAAAUUCAUGACAAAUUUGCUAAUCAUUCAAAAUACGCAUUAUUGAUUUUAAAAUUAUAAGUUUUAUACACUGUAAAUAAAGUUAGCUUGGCAGGAAAAUAUGCCAGUUUUGAUGUGCCAUUGUAACCUGAAUUUUUCUCAAUACAAUAUGAAUAUUGUACGGGGGGGGGGGGGGGCAUGCUUCACAUUUUUCAUUUAACCACAAAUAGAAGUUAAGAGAUCUCGAAAGUGACUUUGCUACAUUUGAUUGAGUGAAUAACAAAGGUGGCUAGGGAAUUCAUUAGUUAGUCAGGAGGCUACUUCAGAGAGGAGUGCAAAAAGCUGCAGUAAAUUAAUUAUGGUACUGAAUAUUUUUAGUUCUAAGCAUUCAACAAAUAUGUUAGUAACAUUAAUUUGUUUCUCUAUGUGGCACAAAUUUGAAUGGUAAAAAUAUUCCCUUAAAAAAAGUGUCAGUUGUGAUUUGCUAGCUUUUCACCAUAUCAGUAUUUAUUUUUUAAAACAAUCUCUCUGUGAAAGAUAAAUUUAUCCAAUUAGCUGGGUUAUGCCCUGUGCUAAUUAGUUAAGUUCCUGGAUGAAUGAUUACAGCUAACACAGCCUCUGUGGAUUUGAAUAGGUUUGCAUAUUAAACACUGGCAUCAUUAACUUUGCCCUGAACAACUGUUGUGUUGGUAUACAGUGGACUUACUUUAAUUAAUCCUGCUUCAAAUGGACACGUGCUUUCUCCCUUAGAAUAAUAAUUAUGGAUUUCAUUAUUCGGUUAUUUUUCUUUUAACAAUGAGUUGUUUUUUUUUCUUUUUUCACUAGUAAACUCAUUUUUUUUAAAUUGGUUGCAUAUUUCAUGGUUUGUAUCAUCAUACUUGUUGGUAAUGAUGGAAUGUUCACAGAAAUACCAUCCGUAAAAUAUAGUAUCUAAUUAAUUUUUUUUAAAAACAUUUGACUGAAUUGCAAUUCUCUGUGGAUUGAGAAUAGGAAAUGUAAUAGUUUUGUAGAGUCCAUUAGUUUAACCCUCGAACUGAGGCAUGCAUCAUUCUGUGGUGUGGAGCUUUUUGAGUGCCUUUUGAAAUUGCAUUAAAUGACAUAGAAAUAUUGAUGCAAGACCCCAAUAAUUACAUAUUUUUAGAAAGGUAAAUGGAUGGGCAUAAAGUUGCUUAUAUUGCCCACCCCGUAAAAAAAUAUUUGCUCAGUGUCCUUGACCUUGGAGUGCUCAAGAAAAUAAAAAUCGACACUAUGUAUUGUGUUCAAGUACUCAUAACAUCAUUAAUUUUUAUAGAUACACUUAAAACACAAAUCUAAAUGUUGUAGCCAAUUCAUUUAUCUUUCAGAAAAUGUAUAGUUUGCUAAGGUUUUGAUUACAAUUAAACCUCUGAAAGCACUUUUGUCAUUUUAUGUCAUUUAUUUAAGAAACUGGGACCACAGCUAAAGCCAAGUACAAAAUAAAAAAUCUCAGGCAAAAUAGUUAUUAUUGACUAGUAAACAUUUAAAAAGGCACUGUGAAACUGAUUUGGGUUGUAAUACUGUCAAAUUUAUUAGUUCUGAUCUAUAAUCUGUAGCUUCUGUGACUAAAAUUCAGUCAGUCCUUGCCCAACCUCCCGGGCGUGGCUCGAAGUCAAACAGUAGCCCCAGUAGGCCUACUUCAGUAUCACUAGGACUUGUAUCAGAUUCGCGAAAAUAAGAAUCUGAAGUGAGAUGUCAUGGGGAAUGUUAAAAUCAUCAUCAGUAUCACUUAAAUCCUCUCCUAAAAAGCUUUCAACAAUAUUUAUAUUAGUUCUUGCACUGAAGGCCCGGUCAUAGCUUCCGUCAUUUUAGCUUUAAAAAAAAACAGCGAUAUAAAAUUCCGAUUAAAAAGUACUUAUUGAUAAGUUAUCAAGAUACAGCUUGACCAAGAAGUUGAUUUAAUUAUUAAUAAAAGAAAGUGGCUAUGAUUUCAGUUAAAUAUUGGAUUGGAAGUUGCUAUCUGACCGUGUUUUUUAUCGGCCGAUUUUUUCACCCGCCACAGCACAGAACGAGAAUAUCGGCCAAUUGAGCGGUCGACCACAGUUCGAGGGUUAAGAUGUCAAAUUGUUACAUCAAAUUCACUUUGGAGGAUAAUAAUUUUAUAUGGCCAAUAAAUUAACUGUAGGGACAGCAGCUUAUCAUGAAGCUAUGUUAUUCAGUAUACCACACAAGUCAUUAUUGUCAUAAACACUGCGAAGUGCCCUUUGCUGUUGCAGAUAUGGGGGAAAAAAACACAUUUAAAAAUUCAUAUUGUGUGAACGGAAUGAUGCUAACAGUUACCCAUGCAUAACAAAAAUCUUUUUUUAAAGAAUUGAACAACUACCGGUAACAUGAAAUAAAUUUCUUUUUAUAAAUUGCAACAAUCUUGGUUUACCAUAAUCUGAGAUGUAGAAUUAAGCAUUGUAUGAUGGUAUGGAACAGAUAAAAAUAUGGUAACUUAUUAACUCUAUAUAUUUUAUUCAGUAAGUCAGUAUAUGACCCGAUUACUGAAUACAGCUUCAUAGUGCUGCUAGUGAGUGCUAGUUGUUCAUCAAAGGUUACCCAAGCUUCUAAGAUUUUAUAAUCAAGAGCUUUAAUGUUCCCCCUAUUACAGUUUAAAAUCCUGUGUAUUUCAGCCAAGAUGUAUCUUGAUCAGUUUGUACUGUCUGUGUAGAGGUAUAAAAAUAGUCUCAGACUGAAACAAUGCUGACCCAUAUCACAUGAUUUAAUUCUUAUAGCAAUAACAUGAGUCAUCCUGCUAUAAAAUCUUCUACUAGGGUAUUACCAUCAUUAAUAACUUGUUACACAAUUAAUAUUAAUAAAAUACAAUACAGCUAAUGCUACAAUAAAUCUAAUGAUUAAAUUACUGUCACUCAGAAUAAUUAUGAUAAAACCUGUUGCCAACCAUGGCAUAAAAGAUAGAGCUAUUAGAAUAUCCCCCAUUGUUGUAUUCUUUGUUGUUUUGUGUCAAACUGUGUUUUGAAGUGAAUCAAACUUUUUUUAAAAAUGCAUUCAUACUAAAUAAAGUUAGCGUUCAACUUUUUAUUUUCUCAAAUUUGUGGAGUAAUUUUCUGGAGAUAUUUUAUAUUAAUUCCGUACAUAUUUUUUUUUGAAAUGACUACAGAUUUUUUUUUGAAAUGACUACAGAUUUUCUUGAAAUGACUGGCUAUCCUGUUAACUUUUUAAAUUUUUCAGACAGAGGAUGUACUUUGAUGGCAAUGCUGCAAGCUCAGCAGACAUGCGUUACUUUAACUGGGUGGUGCUGUUUGUGCAAGUCCUGGGCGUGGUGUCAGUGGUCAUAACAGCUGUUUGGAUGGGCCACUUUCGAGGUGGCUUUGCUUGGCAAAGUGAUCCUUCACAUGAGUUCAAUUAUCACCCUCUUUUCAUGAUUAUUGGCAUGGUUUUCUUGUAUGCAGAUGGUAAGGAGUUUUUCCAAAAGUGUGAGCUAUGUAUACAAAAAAAGGAAUUGUGUUUGCAUUGACUGUAAAUAAUGAUUGUUUUCUCUUUCAUCACAUAUUUUUAUUAUGUUUUAUUAAAUAAGGAACAAUCUUUUGUUAUACUCUUUGCCAAAAGGAUCUUUUAAAUUUUAACAUAUCUGAUGUGCAUAUAUUUUGAAUUAUUGCAAGAAAUAUUUUAUUUUAUUGUACUGUUUUUUUUUAAAUUUUUGUAACAAAUGUAAUAUGCUUCUUUUUUUUUAGAAAGUAACAAUUUAUAUCUAACUAUCUUCAGCAAUACUGGCUUAUCGGGUUUUCAGGAAUGAUCGUAAAAUCUUCAUUAAAGUCCUCCAUGCCUGCAUGCAUAUAAGUGCACUCAUAUUUGCUGCUGUUGGUUUGAAGGCUGUAUUUGAUUCCCAUAACUUGAAUCCCAAGGGCCCAAUACCAAAUCUUUAUUCUCUGCAUAGCUGGCUAGGACUCUUUGUUGUCGUUUGUUUUGGGCUACAGGUAAUUAUCUCAUGUUUGAUCAAUAGGAUUGUAAUUUAUUUUUAUAAUGCUUCUUGAUUUAAUGUUAUAGUAUUGGGAGAAGACAGUAUGUUCUGAAAAAUGUGCCUUAGUGUGGAAGAUAUUGUGACUUCUUGUCAUGCCAAAUGGGAAGGUUGAUUUUAAAUAUUUUUACCUAUUUUAGUUUUGCCCUUCCAACCUUAAAAGUUGCACCAUUUUAAGAACCUGAACAGAUAAUCCAUGAUUUUCAUGUCAUCAAAUCCAGAGCUUAAAAUACUUUGUAUUUUUCUACGGUGUUAAAAUGGAUGGGUUAAUGAAUCAUGCAUGGCAAAUAAAUAUAAACAUGAUUUAAUUUAUUUCAGUGGCUUUUAGGCUUUAUUUCAUUCCUGUGGCCUAAGCUGGGCAUGAGAGCUCGGACCCUGUACAUGCCCUACCACACGUUUUGGGGAGUUGUGCUACUUAUCCUGGCCACAGCUACAGCUCUCAUGGGGAUUACAGAAAAAGCCAUUUUUCAUAAAGAGUAAACUAUGAACAUAUCUUAUGGCAGCUGAGAUUUAUGAGAAACUUUUUAUUAGCAGCUUUUCGUUGAAUAAAAUACCUUUCAUAUGGACAAACUUUAGUUUUAGUAUUGGUAAUAUAUUUUAUCACAUUAUUUUUAAUUCAUCUUUUUAUUUUUUUCCAAAGAAAACUUUUUUGACAUAUUUAUGCAUUUCUUUUUAAACAGUGAGAUCGGCUACACAUCUUUUUCCAGUGAAGCAAUCCUGAUUAACUGUCUAGGAGUCAUCCUUGUGUCAUUUACUGGUCUAGUGAUUUAUCUAGUCACCAAGCCAGAAUAUAAACGCCAGCCUGCGCCAGAGGAAGACCAUGUACCAUUGGAUAACUAAUUCAAAAUUCGGAAAUAAUUUUGAAAUUUUAUUUUCCUUGCUGUAGCUUUAAAAAAUUAUUUUCGAUUAGUGUUUUUAAAAAAAAUAAGUUUUAAUAUUAUUUUUAAUUUUUAUUUAAUGAAGUUAACCAAAUUAUUAAACACUAAUAGCUCAUAAGUAUAGAGAUUAAGUGAUAUUCAUUUUAUGAAAAGCUUUGUUUUCCCUGUAAUUCAAAAAUGCUAUCUGAUAUAUAUAUGAAACCUUCACAUAUUUUUGUAUAUUGCAAGUUGUAAUUCAUAAGUUGGCAAAGAAACUGAAACUUUGUUGAUUUGGCUCUACUUAUAUUGACAUAUCAUUUUUUUUUUUUUUUUCAAUCUUAUUUGAAUAUCAUUUUUGUGUUAAUGGUCUGGAAAUUUCUAGUUUACUUAUUUCCAACUAGUCUUACCUGUUGAAAAAUUAGAAAGGUUAAAAUCUUAUUAAAACACUAAUAAGAUAUGAAUGAUUGGACCAUCAGAGACUUGAAUAAAUAGUUAUUAUAAGUCAAAAAAUAAAUAUUUGACUAAUUAUGAAUCAGUCACAUGAUUCUUACUUGAAAUGCUAAUAUUUCAUCAGGUUAUUUUAAUCCCACCCCCACCAAUUGUUAACUUUAAAAUAAAAGAUGUUCCCCUGACAUUAAGUACCUUUCACGAGAGGCAGGUAAGAACUUGCUCAUGCAAAAAAAAUUCCAAAUUUACAUUCCAUUCAAAUAUAAUUUUUCCUGUCAAAAUUAGGGAUAUAAAGAAUUCAGUAUUAUUUUUAAAGUUCUUUUCCAACCAACUUUUCAUAACUGUUGUUGGGUCUAGUGAAUCCAUAUUGUGGUCUCAGUGUUGGUGUAAUUAUCUUUAAUGAUGAUAUUUUAUCUUUCUUUCAUAUUGGGUGCAAUAGUUUUUGUAGCAGCGGAACUUAAGUUUACAUGGUUGUUAAAGUUAAAACUUUCAAAGUUGUUUGUUAGUGACACAUUUAUUUUUUUUAUUUCUGUUAUUAUAAAAUCAAAUCUGUCAUUAGGAAAUGGGAAUUAUUCUUUUUGCCUGAGUAUUUAUAAAAAGAAAAAUAUAAUUUGUAAUGUUCUUUCAAAUAUAAUUUUAAAAGCAAAAUAGUGUGCCUGAUUAUGGAUAAUAAUAAAUAAACUCAUUAAGUUAACAUGAGGAAUCAAGUUUGUUUUACAUACUUUCAAUUUACUUGCAAAUUUUAAAUUUAUUACAGCUUUGCAUUUCAGCUACUCAUUUAUUGACUCAAUUACUAUAUUUAAAAGUUUAGACAUAUUAAUGGCAUUAAAACCAUAAAAGUUAUAGAAAUAAAAAACCAGUAGCCAUUAAUUAACUUGAUAUUUUUUAGCUGUUUUAAAUUAGUUUAUAAGUUACUUAACCAAAGAAGAAUUAAUUCAAUGUUUUAUUGCAAGCUCCAAUAACUGCACAGAAUAAUAAGUAUUUGUGAUUGUUAAUUAUACUACCUUUUAUCACUAGAGAGUUUUCACUUUCAGACUUUCACACAUGUUAGAAUUCCUUGGAGGAAAAUUAAAGUUAUGACAAGAAAUAACCACCAAAUCUUUACUUAAUGGUUGGUGGUGGGUUUAUUCAAAUAUUCUUUGAUUUUCUAUUUUAAUUACGUAAAUGAUUGACUCUAUUUUUAAAGUGUUAUAAAUCUUUAUCGUUACACCCCUGUUUGUCAUUAAUAUUUUAUUUUUAAAACUAAAAUUCAUCUCCAUUCUCCACAGAAAUGUGACCUGUUUUAGAUGAGCUAUGAUCUCUUUCUCUCUCUCGUCAGUAUUUGUAAUCUUUGUGUCUUUAUGUAGAAUUUUACAUGUUUUUUAGGAAACAUAGAUCUAUUUGUAAAACUUGAGAUGAAAACUGCUGCCUCACAAAACUAUAAUGAUCUGUUUAUUUCUAAGGUCUGGACGGUAGAAAUAUGAUUUUUAAAUAUUAAAAUCUCCAGCUUUUUUGUGAAAUAAGACCACAUAUGUCAAAAAGCCACAUUUGAGAAUCAUGAACAUAAAUAAUGCAUAGUACCGGUAUAAGAAUGAGCCACAUCCACCUUCCUAGAUAGGUCUAAUUGAAACCCAUUGUUUAGGAUCUCUGCAAUAAAUCAUGCUGGGAUGUUUUAAAAAAAAGCUAUUUUCUUUGUUUGAAUGAAUGUCUUGGUGUGGUCAUUAAUAAACAAAAAUAAAUUGUUCAGUUAUUAUUCAUUUAUAUUAAUUUUCAUGGGUCUUGACAAGGGAAAUAGAUUUAUAAAUAUAUAUAUAUAUAUAUUGAUGCAUCAGAAAAACCUGUAUAUAAUAUAUUUUAAUCCUUGUUUCUGUGAUAUUGAUUCAAUCAAAUCUGUCAUUUCGUUAGUUACUGCUGUAGUUUUGUCUCUAGUUUUAGAAUUGAAAGAAUUAUUUUUUCAAGAACUUUUGACUCAAAGGAAAUUAAUUGUUAGUGGUUCCACUGAAUUUUAUAAGCACCCAUAGAUUAAUUUUUUUUUAAAUAAAAAUUAAAACAGCAAACAUCAAUCACCUUGCUAAAUUGUUAACAUCUUUCUUAUAUAUUUAAGGCAUGUCUGCAGUGAGCUUAUGGGUAAAAAAAACAUUAGUUACCUAAUAUCAUAAUACUUUCAGAUUAGAACUCAUCGGCCAUAAUUUUUAUCUAUCCCAGAACAGGCAUUUACUCUUCUUAAGGCUACAUUUUAUCUCAGCUUAUAUCUCAUUAAUUUUUAAAUAACUCAUGUGUUGCAAUAGAUUAUCUAUUUGAUGCAAUGUUUACUACAAUACAAUUGUAUAAUUAUGGUACAAUGAUUUGGAUAAUUCUAGCCAAACAGUAAUAGUCAUAAUAACUUAAAUUUGAUACCAUUCACUUAUGACGGUGACCACUUAAUUGUCAUAAAAAGAGAGAAGAAUACGAAAUGGUAUGAAAAUUAUGCUGGUUUCACUUCCCUAAAGGCUUAUUAAAUUUAUUUUUGCUUUCAUUUUAUCAUCAGGAACAUCAGCCCAUUUAAAUUAUGAUUUAAAUUAGACAAAUAAAACACCUGAUUUACAUUUUAAAAAUUGAUUUUAACUUCAUUCAUUUAUCUAAUCUAUUUAUAUUUAAAGGUACUUGCUAAAAAGUUAACUUUUGUUUGUUUUUAUGCAUUAUUAGGCUCAUAAUAUAUUAUUUAUUAAUAUAUUAUUAUAAUUGCAAAUUUUCACAAUAACAAAUUUAAUUUUAUUAAAUUAAAUUUUUCUGUUUUUAGAAAUUAGAAAUCGACUAGGGGUUUGAGACAGCGGGAAAACUAUUUUUUCUUGUCAAAUGAUUUAAUAAGAAGGUAUUGGUGGAAGCAUGAUUUUUAUUAAACAUUAGAAUUUGGCAUAAUACUAAAAUUUUCAGUAAUCUAUUCAAUAAUAUUAAUAAAAAUAAUUCAGUGGUUUAAAUUUUGCCUUUAUUUAAAUACUUUAUUCUCUUAUCUUUUUGUUGCCGAAAAGAAUUAUGAAAAAAAUUGUAUGCAUCCUACAGACAAUUUGAAUUUGUACUCUGCCUCAUAUGAUCAUAAUUUGCUUAAGAAUUAUGAUAUAUUUUCCAUUGCAUGUCAUUCCAUAUUUUGUAAAUUAAUUUUUAUUCUUAGCCAAAUUAAUUUUUGUAUGCACUAUUCAUAUUUAUAGUCAAAUAGAAAAACAGACUAAGCAUUAAAUCUUUCAAUAAAAAUGUUAUGAAUCCUCCAUUUUUAGAUGCUACUAAUACUGGUAAUACUAUACUCAGGCAGGUAAGCCUAAAGAGCUUCAAUGAAAAUUGUUCAAAGUUUUUAUAAUGAGUGUCAAAUAAAAUUUAUUUCAAAGAAUUGUCAAACAAGGUGUGAUAACUCUGUAGUGACAUUUUAGUAUUUAAAUAUAGAUUUUGUUUUCAUCAGAUGCUCAAUCAGGUUGAAUCUUAAACAUUUUUACAAUCACAUUAUUUUCAAUUUAACUUUUAUAACUCAAACUGAGAGAAGCUGAUUAAAAGGUCAUUGUAAUAAGGAUAAAAUGCUAAAUGAAUAAUAUAUGUAUUGUAAAAGUUUAAGUAAUAUCUACUAUAAUGAUCCUAUAAAUUAGUGUAAAAUUCUUGAGAUUUAAAUUCAUAUCGUAGCCAAUUUUAGAUGCAAACAGCUGCACUUUUUGAAGGAAAGGUGUAAAAUAACAUUUAUCAAGGUUUUCAUUUAUUCAAUAUUUUUUUGAACCCAGUAAACAAAAAUGUCAAGGUUUUUUAAUUGAAAUAUUCUAAAUUGAUCCAGGAAAACUUCAACUGUGCUGUUUUAAUCAAAAGAUUUUACCUGCUAAUAUAUAAAAUGAUAGAAACAUAAAAAUUGCCUUUUUGAAAAUGUCAUUUGCAUUGAGAUUUUUUUUUCAAGUUAAAAACAAUCAAAUCUAAAAAUAAAUCAUACAUUGAAUGAGAUUAACAUGAGUAGUGCUUCAUUUCCAUACUUUUAUUAGGUUUUCCUAAUGAUUCUUCUAAUUUUAUUUUUGGCUGCGCACAGUAUAUGUAAUUUUAUUGAUAUGUCAUUAAAAUUGUACAUAAUUUGACCUGCAUGUCACUUUUAUUUCCUUAAAAUAAAUUUCACUAUUUGUUUACUUUUUGUUUCUAUAUGGUUUAAAAUAUUUCAUUUAAUUUGAAAAUAAAGAACUAUAAAAUGUACCUGUUUGUGAAAACUAAAAAAAAUUGCAAAAAUAACUACAAUUUUAAAGACAUGCUAAAGUUAUGUUAUGAUUAAGAAGUAACUAUUACUUUUUAAUGCCAGUACUGGGUAAUGAUACAAGUUUUAAAAAAUACAAAUAAUGUUAUUUAAUUUAAAAAAUGUCAGAAACUAUUCAAAUGUAUUAUUUUGCUAUAUAAUUCUCUUUGUAGUUGUAGUAAGUAACUUUGUAGCAUAUAGUUUUGUUUUAAUAACUACAUACUUAACAAUAUGUUAUAGUUCCAGUCACAGGUUUAGUAUAAUUCUUGAAAUGCCAAAUUUGAACUGAAAAAUGGUGUACAGUUAACUUUUAUUUUGUAUAAAAAUGAAGUUUUCAUAUCUAUUACAUUUUUUUAAUAUAAAAAAUUGAAAUAGCUUCUUUUAGUUUUGUUCAUUUAAAUGUAGGUUUAAUUAUUAUUAUUUUUUAAAAACCAUAGCCUUUAUAUCUUUAUGUACAUGGCUCAUUUUUCAGCACAUUCUUGGUUACUUGGUUUUUGUAGACAGUUACCCAAAAAUGAAGUACUUUAUUAAAUUUAAUUUCCAACAGAGUUUUAUUAUUAUUGAAAUAUUUGCUUCCAAAAUGCUCUGUUAUAUAAAGUACAAGGAAAACUUUGAACUUUAAAAUAAUACAAUAUUUUUCACUUAUCGCUCUCAGCUAAUUGAUUAUCUCCUUUUUCUUUUUUUUUUUUUUGUUUAUAUUUUUUUCCCUGAUUUUUUAAAGGUGACUAGUAAUUUUUAUUUUAUUUUUUUACUUGAAGGUUUUUAUUAUUUUUUUUAUAAAGUACAAGGAAAACUUUGAACUUUAAAAUAAUACAAUAUUUUUCACUUAUCGCUCUCAGCUAAUUGAUUAUCUCCUUUUUCUUUUUUUUUUUUGUUUAUAUUUUUUUCCCUGAUUUUUUAAAGGUGACUAGUAAUUUUUAUAUUAUUUUUCUACUUGAAGGUUUUUAUCAUAUUCUUACUAUGUAUUGUGUACUCCCUAAGUCUACAGUGAGUUUUGUCAUUCCCAAUAUUGUGACUUGCGAAAUUGGUGUGCUAUAGAGGUACCGUAUUAAAUAUUUAUUGAUGUUGC